This is a messenger RNA of Ochotona princeps (American pika), 2762 nucleotides long. RefSeq names its product exocyst complex component 6 (gene EXOC6). Gene Ontology annotation, biological process: intracellular protein transport; Golgi to plasma membrane transport; exocytosis. Gene Ontology annotation, cellular component: exocyst; membrane. Bases 16 to 2502 code for a protein of 828 amino acids. The record is from RefSeq and is a predicted model, not a curated record. The transcript has 22 exons. NCBI's taxonomy places the organism in Eukaryota, Metazoa, Chordata, Mammalia, Lagomorpha, Ochotonidae.
GCGGGCGCGCGCGGAAUGGCCCGACAGGUGGUGCGCGCGGGGGCGGGCCGGGCGGCUCUUGGGCGGCGGGACUCGGACCCGGACCGGGACCGGGGCGAGGCAGAGAGGAGCUACACCUGUCGGCGAGGCGGCGGCGCGGCGGCUCGGCAGAGGCCGACUGUGCCUGCUGAGCUGUCACCCGCACGCCGGUCUGUGUAUGAUGACCAACCAAAUGCACACAAGAAAUUUAUGGAAAAACUAGAUGCUUGUAUCCGUAAUCAUGACAAGGAAAUUGAAAAGAUGUGUAAUUUUCAUCAUCAGGGUUUUGUAGAUGCCAUUACAGAGCUUCUUAAAGUAAGAGCUGAUGCAGAAAAACUGAAGGUGCAAGUUACUGAUACCAACCGAAGGUUUCAAGAUGCUGGAAAAGAGGUGAUAGUUCAAACAGAAGAUAUUAUUCGAUGUAGAAUUCAACAAAGGAAUAUUACUACUGUGGUAGAAAAAUUACAAUUAUGCCUUCCAGUACUGGAAAUGUACAGCAAACUAAAAGAACAGAUGAGUGCAAAAAGGUAUUAUUCUGCCUUAAAAACUAUGGAGCAAUUAGAGAAUGUGUACUUCCCUCGGGUUAGUCAAUACCGGUUUUGUCAGCUAAUGAUAGAAAAUCUUCCUAAACUCCGUGAGGAUAUUAAAGAAAUCUCCAUGUCUGAUCUCAAAGACUUUUUGGAAAGCAUUCGAAAACAUUCUGACAAAAUAGGUGAAACAGCAAUGAAACAGGCACAGCACCAGAAGACCUUCAGUGUUGCUCUGCAGAAGCAAAGUAAUAUGAAAUUUGGAAAGAAUGUUUAUAGCAAUCAUGAAAGAAUUCCAGGAGAAAGGAAUGAAAUUACAUUGAAACAUGUACUUGAGGAUGAAGAUGAGAAUGAAGAGGAGGUCUUAACUGUUCAAGAUCUUGUUGAUUUUUCCCCUGUUUACCAAUGUUUACACAUUUAUUCUGUUUUGGGUGAUGAGGAAACAUUUGAAAAUUAUUACCGAAAACAAAGAAAGAAACAAGCAAGACUAGUAUUGCAGCCACAGUCAAGUAUGCACGAAACAGUUGAUGGCUAUAGAAGAUACUUCACACAAAUUGUAGGGUUCUUUGUGGUGGAAGAUCACAUUUUACACGUAACUCAAGGAUUAGUAACCAGGGCAUACACUGAUGAACUUUGGAACAUGGCCCUCUCAAAGAUAAUUGCUGUCCUUAGAGCUCAUUCAUCCUACUGUACUGAUCCUGAUCUUGUUUUGGAGUUGAAGAAUCUUAUUGUAAUAUUUGCAGAUACUUUGCAAGGAUAUGGUUUCCCAGUGAACCGACUCUUUGACCUUUUAUUUGAAAUAAGAGAUCAAUACAAUGAAACACUGCUUAAGAAAUGGGCUGGAGUUUUCAGGGACAUUUUUGAAGAGGAUAAUUAUAGCCCUAUUCCUAUUGUCAGCGAAGAAGAGUAUAAAAUUGUCGUUAGUAAAUUUCCCUUUCAAGAUCCAGACCUCGAAAAGCAAUCUUUCCCAAAGAAACUCCCCAUGUCUCAAUCAGUGCCUCAAAUUUAUAUCCAAGUUAAAGAGUUUAUUUAUGCAAGCCUUAAAUUUUCAGAAUCACUUCACCGGAGCUCAACAGAAAUAGAUGAUAUGCUUAGAAAAUCCACAAAUCUGCUGUUGACCAGAACUUUGAGUAGCUGUUUACUGAACCUUAUUAAAAAGCCUCAUAUUGGUUUAACUGAGUUAGUGCAAAUAAUCAUAAACACAGCACACCUGGAACAAGCUUGUAAAUACCUUGAAGACUUUAUAACUAACAUUACAAAUAUUUCUCAAGAAACUAUUCAUACCACGAGACUUUAUGGACUUUCUACUUUUAAGGAUGCUCGACAUGCAGCGGAAGGAGAGAUAUAUACCAAACUUAAUCAGAAAAUUGAUGAAUUUGUUCAGCUUGCUGAUUAUGACUGGACAAUGUCUGAGCCAGAUGGAAGAGCUAGUGGUUAUUUAAUGGAUCUUAUUAAUUUUUUGAGAAGCAUCUUUCAAGUGUUUACUCAUUUGCCUGGGAAAGUUGCCCAGACAGCUUGCAUGUCAGCCUGCCAGCAUCUGUCAACAUCCUUAAUGCAGAUGCUCCUGGACAGUGAAUUAAAACAGAUAAGCAUGGGAGCUGUUGAGCAGUUUAACUUAGACGUCAUACAGUGUGAAUUGUUUGCCAGUUCUGAGCCUGUGCCAGGAUUCCAGGGCGAUACACUGCAGCUAGCAUUCAUUGACCUCAGACAACUGCUUGACCUGUUUAUGGUUUGGGAUUGGUCUACAUAUCUGGCUGAUUAUGGACAGCCAGCUUCUAAGUACCUUCGUGUGAAUCCAAACACAGCCCUGACUCUUUUGGAGAAGAUGAAGGAUACUAGCAAAAAGAACAAUAUAUUUGCUCAGUUCAGAAAGAAUGAUCGAGACAAACAGAAGUUGAUAGAGACCGUGGUGAAGCAGCUGAGAAGUCUGGUGAAUGGUAUGUCCCAACACGCGUAGCCCUCACACCACACACGGCUGUUAGCACCAACCUCCCGAGCCCGCGCCUGACACAGGGAUUUGUUUACAGAAUUAAGGAAGGCGACAGAGGAAAUACGCUGGUGAGGGCUCAACAAAGAAACAGUGACUAAUAUCAUUUGUAUGGCUUUUUAAAUAAUUGAAUACUAUUUUAUAUAUGGAAAUGUGACUUUUUUCACUUUUAGAAGGAAAAAGGAUAAAACUGUAAUAUAUAAAUCAAAUCAAAGAUAAUGUGAAAAUGA